Plasmopara halstedii is the source of this 1740-nucleotide messenger RNA. RefSeq lists its product as uncharacterized. Bases 1 to 1740 code for a protein of 579 amino acids. The record is from RefSeq and is a predicted model, not a curated record. NCBI's taxonomy places the organism in Eukaryota, Oomycota, Peronosporomycetes, Peronosporales, Peronosporaceae. The transcript is spliced from 2 exons.
AUGGUAAAAGCAAGAAGGGAGUCUGUAGCGCGCCAGAAUGCAAUUUCUUGGGAAACCGAUCGCAUUUCGUCUGAUAAUCUUUCAUCACAGGAAGUACUCAUGGCGUGGCUUCUGACGCCUGGCAAUGCCGAUCGAUGGCGCCGGGAGAAACGCACAAAGUUAAUGGAAGAACUAUUUCAAUUGCUAGAGGCAAACGGCAUCAAUCACCGAUCAAUUGAUGAAAUUCGAUCAAAAAUUAUGCGAAUGGAAAAUUCUUUUAAGUCUGCAAGUGCGCACUUGCUUCAAAAUGGUCAAUGGGAGGCAUUUAAACGAGGAGAUGCGACAUCGAACAUUGUUGAGCAUGUGCUCAUGCUGUGCCCACAAUAUCGAGAGUUGCAGCCAGUCUUUGGGAAGGAUGGUGCAAGAAAAAAAAAGCAGGUAAAGUCUCAGAGUGGCGCGGCUAGUGCUGCUUCUGAAAGUGUUGCUGGUGCAGCAAAAACUGCUGUGGAAAGCACCUUGAGUGCUGUAGUGAACAGGGCAAACACUUUGAAAAUGAUAAAUGCGAUUGAUGGUGGCUCCAAGAUGGGUGGAAAGAAGAUUCAGGAAGUUCACGAGCGUGUUCGAGCUAGAACAAAUGGAAUUGGGGGUGAAGAGAAGAACCUUUACGGUGCUGACACUACUACAAUAAUGGAAAAAAGCAAGCCAAAUGUCAGUAAUGCGAAAAAGAGUGUUCAUGUAGGCGAUGCUGAGAUGAUUAACGAUGCUAUUGAUUCGAAUAAAGGAAUUAGCCGAAGUCAAGACGACAACAGUAUUGCACAGUCUGUCGAAAACGGGGAUGAUGGCAUUCUCGUAGAUGACAUUAAUACGCUAGGCAAAAGCCGCAGUGACUUUGGAAAGGUGGAAGAGUGCAUUGUGAAUCAAGCAGAGGCUGAAGCCAAUGGCUUAAGAGCAAAAGAGAAUGCAUUCAAACGUGUUGACGUCAGAUAUGGAGCGAAAAAUUCUAUACAAAUGAAGGCUCACCCGACUGAGUGUGAUCAAAGUAGCGUGGAUGAAGAAGACAGCGACAAGACGGAGGAUGGAAACAGCGAGCAAGUGGAUGUUGACGACGCAGAAUACAGUGAUCAGUCUGAGGCAGUUGAAAAAGAAGUGGAAAAGUUGGACAGUUCAGAAGAAACUGACGAGGAGGUGGAGGAAGAAGAACCGACACAAUCUACUAAGACAGCAGCGGACUCAACUGACGAUAAUAGCUCAACAAGUGAGAGUCAGUAUGCCGAGCCAGAGGAUGAGAUCUCGUUAAAUCAAUUCAAGCCUAAGUAUGAACACGAUGUAAACAAUGUCGAGUCUGAAUACGAUGUCGAGUCUGAUGAGGACGAGUCUGAUAACGAAAACAAUGGAGAGAAAGACAUGGAGGAGCUCAGCGCGCAGAGCGAGUCGAGCAUCGAAGCCGACUCAUCACAUCAAACUCAAAAACGCAGCAAAAUUAGUGUAGCGCACCAUUCUAAUAGACCCAGCAAGCACGCUCGGACCGAGAAACGUACAAGCAAAGCCACAAUGGACCUCGAGCGCCUGGCAUUUAUCGAGCAUGCCAAACAAGAACGAGACCAACGCGAAAAACUUUUUGAGCUCGAGCGAGCGAAGCUCGAGUGCGAGCUCCAAUCAAAGCAAGUGCAGCUCUCAUUCGAGAGGUCUCUGGCUCGCAAGAAACUUCUUAGUGCGGGUGUUGAUCCUGAUGAGGUCAACCGAGUGUUGCCCCUUUCGUAA